Paramecium primaurelia is the source of this 561-nucleotide messenger RNA. The record is from the annotation of a GenBank genome assembly. Lineage: Eukaryota; Ciliophora; Oligohymenophorea; Peniculida; Parameciidae.
AUGGGUUUUAACUCAUCUAUUAAGUUCCAUCAGCAGUGCGAGCACCGCUUGUAUCUUUAUUUCUAAAGUCCAUUAUUAACUAAAUUUUUAUAAUUUAUUUGAGUCAUUAUGUGUAACAAGUUCUUUGGAAUUCAGAUCUAAUCUCUUCUCCUCCAUUUGUAUACAUAAAAUAAUAGAAAUACUAAUUCGAUGCUAAUACCAUUUACUUAUUAAUUGACAAUAUCAUAGUAAUUUAUGCCAUUGAUAAUUACAUCUAAUUUAUUAAUUAAGACUUGGAAGUGAAUUCCUUUAAUACUAUUAGCUAUAUUUACUUUUAAAGAUUUUAUAGUCCUUGAAAAUUGAUAUGAAUAUUGAGUUUGGAAAAAAGAUGAAAUUGAGAAUUUAGUUAAGAAAAAUAAAAUUGUGAGUUUUGUGCCUAAUCUUGCUGAUUAAUUAGCAUAUGUGAUUAAAUAAAAAUUAAUCAAUAUAGAAAUGGGUUUUAAACAAAUCUAUUGCAUAUCCAAAACCUAACCAUACUUUCUCUAUCAAAGCAUAGUUUUUUUCAUGAUUAACAAUUAUUGA